AUGGAGGACGUUUAUACUAUUAAAGUGAAAACAAAACCUGACACGAGGAAUUUAUAUCCUUCGGAGAGGAGGUAUUCGGCAUCAACCGUGUCAGGUCUGGCAUGGGUCCACAUAGCUUUGGCCGCGACAUCAUUCCUUCUCGCUUGUUUAGCUUUAUACAAUCCAAAUUCAGAGUUAGAAGCGAAUUUGAAUGGCACCGUUAAGAACAAUUCGUUAUUCAAUUAUGAAGAUUCUAUACCAGAAGACAAUGUAACGGGCAAUGUGACAGCGAAACAAGAAAACAGUUUUAUGUUAGUUUUAGCGCCGUCGCUCCUUACGAUGUUCGCAUUAGCCGCCGGCAUAGCUUCGAUCAUGGCCUCUGUGAGGUGGUACAUAGAUCAUAACAUAACCUGGUUGUUUGCUAUGUCAGUACUAUCGACCGUGUUUUCUUUAAUAGCCUUUAUAAUGAUCGCUGUAUGGUUUAUUACGACAUCAGAAGAUGAUAUAUCGGACUUUUAUAAAGACAAAGUACCGUUUAAAGACUUCAUUGUUAUUAAGCACAGCGACGUUAUUGAUAGGAACGAGUCUCAUAUGAUUAUUGCUAACAACGCGUCUACUGUUAAGGACGAAAAUUCUCAUUUAUUUACUAAACGUGUUUUAUCUAUAAACAUAUUGAUAGCGGCGUUCCUGGAAUUACUCUGGUCUAUUUUAAGCGUUAAAAUAUCUUACAAAGGCAUGAGAAACAAUUACAAAGAAGAUCAUAACGAAAGAAGAGGCAACUGCAUAUCGGUAGUGACGAAAAUAAAGGGCAACAACACUUCUAAAAUACCAAGAAACGGGAAGCUUCUGCCACCGAAACAGGAUUUAAUAGAUCAUUAUCCCAGCAAAAAAAUUAAAAGGAUUUUCCUAGCGCAAAGCGACAACGGAUUUUAUCUGAAAAACCAAAAUAACAAAACCAAACAAAACACAGAAACUAGUUCGGAGUUUUAUAAAGAACGGAUGAUGAGCUUUUUGAAUCGUUGCGCGUCGUUGGAGGGAAUUUCUAAUUCAGAAAUGAGGACCCCUAGUGUUCAGUCUGAAGCUGUACUUAAUCCCAUUCCAGAAGGUGUUAGCGUAGAUAUAAAUUCACAAGAAUCGACAGCACAACCCGAAAUGAGAGACGGAUUGACGCCGGUAAGCUGGGGCGAUACGCCGGACCAUACGAUUUAUAAUCAAAACACUUUAAAUUUCGAAAAGAUUUUUAAUUUUGCCACCUUAAAACCGCAAGAUACUACUGGCACGAACGACGACGACAAGAAACCAAACGAAGAAAUAAGUGAAAAUAUGCAGCAUAAUUAA
Parnassius apollo (apollo) is the source of this 1317-nucleotide messenger RNA. The record is from the annotation of a GenBank genome assembly. Lineage: Eukaryota; Metazoa; Arthropoda; Insecta; Lepidoptera; Papilionidae.